AUGAACAGCCCGGCGGCAUUGCUGGAGCGUCGGGACCGCGCAGCAGGGCAUAACGUACAAGUGAAACGAGCUUGUCUCCCGUCAGUGACCCGGGGCGUGAACGUGGAAGGUGUUUCCUUCUCUCAUCCCGUGAACCGCCACGAAGAACCCGUUUUUAGUUCAUGCUGGCACGUUUCUGACGUAAGCUUUCGCCAUAUCAAACGCUCUAUUGCCGCUCAUUUUGACUGCGCGAGCGGCCGGCGAACGGCUGACAGGCGGCGUCUUCUUCUUUUUUUUGUGUGAGUGCCAAGUGAUAGAUACGAGACCGAGGCGUGUUCACGUACCACGGAUAUCCCCGGGAAAAAAAAGAAGAAGAGAAGGGGCUUCCUAACACUUCACGUGGCCUGUGGAUGUGACCGUACCUCCGGUCGGGUUCAGGACCUGACGGAGCAGCGCUGCCGGGUUUCACGGGGCUCUCGCUAGCUGUUGGACGGCCAGAUGAACAAUGACCGUCGAGUCCUUUUAGUUUUGCUCGCAUGUUGUAAUGCGAAUAUCUGCUGUGGUUUGGGUUUUUAAAAGGAAAAAAACUGCGGACAGUGAACGCAAUUUUUGUAUUUUCGCGAAGCCGGAGUUAACGCUGGUUAAACCCAGAGGAUCAAUUCAGGCGCGGCCAGCUAACAAUGCGGAUUACAUCGAGACUCUUUUUCCCUUUGUGUCAAUACACACUGUUUGUAUAAAGUUUGAGAGAACACCUGCAGCAACAACACCCGGAACCGUUUUCUGUAAAAAAAAAAAAAAAAAAAAAUUAAGCAGUCCCUUAUUUUCAUUGUCUCGGGAGGAAGGCGAUACGUUGACGUGAGGUCCAGAUCCCACAUGUGCGGAGGCUUCCUGUGAGACCGCAAACUGGCCGACAACAGAGCAACCGGGACCACGAUGGCCAACGACUCCGUACAAAGCGACUCUGGUGGGCUGUCGGUUCUGGAGCAGCUCGGCCUGGACCAGAACUCUGAUUUCUCCGAUACCAGCGUGCAGCAGCUUUUGGACGAGCAUCGCGAAAGGAUCCGCAGAGAGAUCCGCCGGGAGCUGAAAAUCAAGGAGGGAGCCGAGAACCUACGGCGGGCGACGACCGACAAGAGGAACGCUCAGCAGGUGGAGAGCCAGUUGCGAUCUUCAAAUCGCAAGUUGGACGACCUUCAUGCGCAACUGCAGGAACUGGACGCUCACAUUGUGGUGAAGGGGGGGGAAGAGAACAGAGACGAGUGUCCCAGCUCUCCGGGGGCGGAGAGCCGCACGUCGGCCCACAAGGAUCGCAUCGCUGCCCUGGAGAGGCAGCUCAACAUCGAGCUCAAAGUCAAGCAGGGGGUCGAAAACAUGAUCCCCAUCUACGCCAACGGGUCCACCAAGGAUAAGAAGAUGCUGCAGACAGCCCAGCAGAUGCAGCAGGACAGCAAGACCAAAAUUGACAUCAUCCGCAUGCAGAUCCGCAAAGCUGUGCAGGCCACCGAGCACAACGAGGACACCCAGGGUAACCAGGACCUCUGUGGGAUGGAGCUGCGCAUUGAAGAGCUGAGGCAUCAUUACAGAGUGGAGCAUGCUGUUGCUGAAGGGGCCAAAAAUGUGCUGAGACUCCUGGGGGCCAGCAAGGUCCAGGACAAGAAAGCCUUGUCCGAGGCGCAAUCUCGUCUGAGCGAGGCGUCCCAGCGCCUGGACCUGCUGAGGGACUCUCUGGACCAGCGUCUGGCAGAGCUGCCUGAGGACCACCCCAAGGCCACUGUCAUCAAAGAGGAGCUGGUCCUGGCUUCCUCCCCCGCCUUCAGCUCUCGCCAUGGUGCCCCGUACCUCCACAACCAGUACAACACGCUCAACAAGCCCUCCCCUCUCACUGGUACUUUACAGGUGCAGGUGCUGGGCUGCGUGGGGUUGUUGGAGGUGGUCCCCGGUCGCACUAAAGGGAUAUCUGUCAUGCUACCCUGCUACAGCCCCGGAGACACCCGGUCCUUCAUGAGAGGCAGCAAGGGGCUCUACGGCCGGAGCGGCUCAGUCAGCGGGAAGACCCCCAGCAAGACGGAGGAGCUCUCAUCGGAGGUGAGUGCUGUGCUGAAGCUGGAUAACGGCGUGGUGGGACAGACGGCCUGGAAGACUGUAGGAGAGCAGGCUUGGGACCAGACCUUCACUGUGGAGCUGGAAAGGUCGAGGGAGAUGGAGAUUGCAGUCUACUGGAAGGACUACCGCUCGUUGUGUGCUCUGAAGUACCUGAAGCUGGAGGAGUUCCUGGACAACCAGAAACACAGAGUUCAGCUGGAGCUCGAGCCUCAAGGCCUGCUGCUGGCUGAGGUGAUAUUUUUCAAUCCAAUCAUUGAGAGAGUUCCUCGUCUCCAGAGGCAGAAGAAAGUCUUUUCUAAGCAACAAGGCAAGGCCUUCCUUCGUGCGCGCCAGAUGAAUGUUGACAUCGGGACGUGGGUGAGGCUCCUUCGAAACGCCAUUCCCACCCCCAACAACUCGGGAACCUACAGCCCCAACACACAGAGCCUGACGCUCAGCGCCGGUGAGGUCUCUGUGGAGAAGUUGAACUUGGACAGCGACUCUCCGAUGAGAGGCGAUUUCAAGAGGGACGUGGACGCACAGACCCCGGACCGACUGGCAGUCAUCGAGCCCUUCUCCCCCCCAGACCUCACCCCCGAGUGCCCUGUGCGAACCCAAUCGGUUGGCAGUAAGCAGAGGAAAGGUCCUCUGUCCCUCCAGGACUUCCGACUGAUUGCUGUGCUGGGCAGGGGACACUUUGGGAAGGUGUUGUUAUCAGAAUACAAGAAGACGGGCACGAUGUACGCCAUCAAAGCCCUGAAGAAAGGCGACAUUGUUGCUCGGGAUGAGGUGGAAAGUCUGAUGUGCGAGAAGCGCAUCUUUGAGGUGGUGAACAUGUCGCACCAUCCCUUCCUGGUCAACCUGUUUGCGUGCUUCCAGACCCCACAGCACGUGUGCUUUGUCAUGGAGUACACGGCAGGAGGCGACCUGAUGAUGCACAUCCACACAGACGUCUUCACCGAGCCGCGAGCCGUGUUUUAUGCAGCCUGCGUAGUUCUUGGACUUCAGUUUCUCCAUGACCAUAAGAUUGUGUACAGAGACCUCAAGCUUGACAACCUGCUGCUGGACACCGACGGCUAUGUGAAGAUCGCUGACUUUGGACUGUGUAAAGAAGGAAUGGGCUUUGGGGACCGGACCAGUACCUUCUGUGGGACUCCAGAGUUCUUGGCCCCAGAGGUCCUUACGGAUACGUCCUACACCAGGGCAGUAGACUGGUGGGGGCUGGGAGUCCUCAUCUACGAAAUGUUGGUGGGAGAGUCUCCAUUCCCGGGCGAUGACGAAGAGGAGGUGUUUGACAGCAUUGUGAAUGAUGAAGUCCGCUAUCCACGCUUCCUGUCUACUGAGGCUAUCGGCAUCAUGAGGAGGCUGUUGAGAAGGAACCCGGAGAGACGGCUUGGAUCUGGUGAAAAAGAUGCAGAAGAAGUGAAAAAGCAGCCGUUUUUCAGACACGUGGACUGGGAGGCGCUGCUGCAGAAGAAGGUGCCCCCUCCCUUCGUCCCCUCCAUUGUCGGCAAGGAAGACGUUAGCAACUUUGACGAGGAGUUCACCGCCGAAGCCCCGGCGCUGACGCCGCCACGCGAGCCUCGCGUGCUCUCGCGCAAAGACCAGGAGAGCUUCCGUGACUUUGACUACGUCUCUGACCUCUGCUAGUGGGCUCACAGACCUCAAGAGGAAUGUUCGGCUUCGAGCGGUCUUCGUCUGAGCGGCACCGCCUGUCGGCCGUCAAUUUACACUGUGAAUGAAUGCGGAGAAGCCGGGGGCAGUCAGUCUCUGGUGUGGGGGGUUUUAAAGAUGGAGGACUGAGAAAAUAAAAGCACGCACAGACAAGGUGGUGACAUAUCACUAUCACGGCAAGGGGAGAUGUUGGAGAAACAAAACGAAGCCCCCCCCGCGGCCCCCCUCGCUCAAAUCGUUGUUACAACACACCACGGACUCGUGUAGCCUUUAAAAUGCCGCCUCCUCAUCUUAUGUGUCUGUGUAUUCAUGAGCAGCUGUGAGAGGACUGUUUGGGAGGGGGUGGGGGUUCAAGUCCACUCAUACCAAUGCCUUACACAGAAAAGCAUUUUGUUUUUGUUUGGCGGCCCUUUUGUACAGAGCAGCAGGAGCACUGACCAGAGUUGAGUGGGAACGGAAACGUCACAUUCGCAGAUGAUGAUGAUGAUGAUGAUGAUGACGACGGGCAGUCAGGCUCACCGUCGCUUGGCAAAUGAUGUUACCUUGUGAGGUACAAAGGAACCAAUUUAUAGCUUUUCUUUAGAAGUACUUCUUAAAUGUGUGUGUGUGUUGAUUUGAAUUGCCAUUUUAGAUGCCACAAACAUUACGUAAGCAAUUCAUAAAGAAGUCUUGUUUUAUGAAGGUCGCCUUCUCCGUGCUUUGAAUUGGAUAACCCGUUAUACAUAGUUUGAUAUAAAACAGGUGUAACAGACACAGAAUCACAACAAUCAGCAUGAAAGCUACCUGGGAACCAGGUGAUUUUAUCUUUUUAGAAGAAGAAAAAAAAAACACUACGACUUGAUAUGCGAGUAACAUUAGGUUGUCUGUCCACUAGGGGUGUGAGAUGAAGUAAUUUCCCUUCAAGACACUUCAUCUAACAGUUCCUUCAGUGUUUUUAAGGACUCCUUCCACUAAGAGAUCCCAGCUAAAGUUAUUCUGGCAAUAUAUUUCUAAAUGGGCGAUAGAAUUUGAAACGGGAGGAUUAAUGUGGGAAAAUAUGAGCCGGUGGUAAUAAACUUCUGUAACAUUUUACCAUCUCUGUGUUUGGGUUUGUUGUGAAGCUAUGUAUGUUUGUAUGGUGCGUGGAUUCUACUUAUCUUGUGUAUGACAAUACAAAACCCUGUGAGAGGAUGAGGAUUUUUUUUUAUAAAGAAAACCUGGUGUGAGGA
This is a messenger RNA of Pungitius pungitius (ninespine stickleback), 4943 nucleotides long. It is a transcript of the gene pkn1a, whose product is annotated as protein kinase N1a. NCBI's taxonomy places the organism in Eukaryota, Metazoa, Chordata, Actinopteri, Perciformes, Gasterosteidae. Gene Ontology annotation, cellular component: cytoplasm; nucleus. Bases 913 to 3711 code for a protein of 932 amino acids. The transcript is spliced from 23 exons. The record is from RefSeq and is a predicted model, not a curated record. Gene Ontology annotation, biological process: protein phosphorylation; signal transduction. Gene Ontology annotation, molecular function: small GTPase binding; protein serine/threonine kinase activity; ATP binding.